UAAUCGCUUUCGUUUUCGUUCGUUUUAGAAAGUAAAAGAAAAUGCUGAUUUUGAUCUGCGCUUGACUCGUUUGAUUCCAGGUUUGGCAGUUCUAAGUUGGUAGAGUUACAGAGAGAAAAAUAUGUUGAGUUCUGGGAAUAAUUUAAACCGAGGUAAUGUGGGCUUGUCAUCAGACAUGCCACCAUUGCCUCAGUGUUUUCCUUUGGAGCCAAUUUCAUUAGGCAGUCAGAAAUAUACUCGGUCUGGGGAAUUAAGCUGGGUGUUGGGUGUUCCUCUUCGAAGCAGUCCAUCAGGUGAUCAUUAUUUUGGAAUUUCACACCCUAAACCUUCCCCUCCAGUGGCGACAGAGGAGCUUAAGAACUUUAAAGAAAGUGUUCAAGAGACAACCAGAAAGGCCAGGGAUAGAGUAAAAAGGCUGCAAGAGUCAAUUUCUAAACUGGAUAGGUAUAAGGAAGCUUUAAGUUCAAAGAAGCGACAGCGAAGUGAUAUUUCAAGUGAGAGAACUAGUGGAGUGAAUAUUACAAAGAUGGGAAGCCAGAUGCAUAGAAAUGGCCUUGACUUAAUGACUCAAAGAUUGGAGGAUGGGCCAAAGAGUAUGGGGCUCAACAAUCGUGUUCGCACAUCAGUGGCUGAUUUAAGGGCUGGUAAGAGAAUUGCCAUGAAUCCAAGGCAACAGGGGACAAUAGAAAAGGGUGGUGAUGUGCUUUCAGCUGGUAAUGGUGGUUCUGCCCGAAUGGAAGGAAAGAUCCGCAGAUUGCCAGGUGAAGGAUGGGAGACAAAGAUGAAAAGGAAACGAUCUGUUGCAACUGUAGGAAAUAGAGUUGCUGGGGGUGACCAAGAUAAAAAACGAGUUAUGCAACCAAAGCUGAGUUCUGAAUCAAAGUUGCGAUCAUGUGAUAUACAGGGUUUCAGAUCAAAAUCUUCCCCAGGAGUUAGUGGAAUUAGGAAGUCAGAUGGUUCUUUUGAAGCGGCUGGUUCAGAUGCCAGCACAGUGCUUAGGAAAGAAUUGGAGAGUACCUCUAUUCCUCGGGAUCGUGCAGCUAUGUUGGAGCAGAGGGUUGUAAAAGCAAAUAAUAAGGCGACUUUCCAGGAUGACAAUCAGGCUAGUGGCCCAAGUACAAUGCUAAAGGAAAGGUUUCUGGGGCACCACGAACUGGUUCCAUCAUGGUGUUAGACUCAU
Molecule: messenger RNA, 1180 nt
Organism: Hibiscus syriacus
Lineage: Eukaryota; Viridiplantae; Streptophyta; Magnoliopsida; Malvales; Malvaceae
Exons: 6
Coding region: 122-1174 (350 amino acids)
Source: RefSeq, a predicted model, not a curated record